GAUUGUAGAUCAAAUUACUCGUGUAAAGUUUCGGAAAGAUCAUAAUAAAGAUAUGAUCAGGUGGAACUUCAUAUGUUGUCCUUGGAUAUUUCAGAUAUGGAUCUGUGAAGCAAUGCCGAAAUUGGGAGAAAUGAUUGGACAAAGAAUUCCAGGAAAUCAUAUUCCACGAUGGAUUGGUUGGAAUAUAAAUGUUAAGGUCCAAAAUAUCACAGUUGCAAGAAUAUCCAAAGUAAUAGAAGAAGAUGAUGAGUUCUUUGUGCGACCUACUCUAGUUCCAAGUGCGGAAGAGAAGGCACAAUUGUUCUAUGAAAGGCUUCAUAGCUAUGUAGACAAUGCAGAUGACAUUAUAGAUAAGAUUUCUUCAUUUUUAGGCGGCAAUGUCAUCCUGCGUAAUAAUCCUCGUAUUGUUGCGGGAGAAGAGGCCCACAAUAAUACGGUGAAUCCUCUUAUAGCCACUUCCAAUGCCAUAAAAAAGUACUUGAACGUAUUUUCUGAAUCAAGUUCAAUGUGGGUAACUGUGCCUGGAUUUACCUGCUUCAAAAUAUGA
Molecule: messenger RNA, 547 nt
Organism: Humulus lupulus (European hop)
Lineage: Eukaryota; Viridiplantae; Streptophyta; Magnoliopsida; Rosales; Cannabaceae
Exons: 4
Coding region: 53-547 (164 amino acids)
Source: RefSeq, a predicted model, not a curated record